This is a messenger RNA of Zasmidium cellare ATCC 36951, 1911 nucleotides long. RefSeq lists its product as uncharacterized. Gene Ontology annotation, molecular function: hydrolase activity, acting on ester bonds. Bases 1 to 1911 code for a protein of 636 amino acids. NCBI's taxonomy places the organism in Eukaryota, Fungi, Ascomycota, Dothideomycetes, Mycosphaerellales, Mycosphaerellaceae. The transcript is spliced from 5 exons. The record is from RefSeq and is a predicted model, not a curated record.
AUGCUGUCAACGAAGGCUUUGAUCGGUGCUAGCUUUGUUGCGGCCGCUUCGGCGGGCUCGCUGAAGGAUAUCAAGCAUGUUGUGUUAUUCAUGCAGGAGAACCGUGGCUUUGACCACUACUUCGGCACAAUGCCAGGUGUUCGAGGUUUCGCAGACCCCAACGUCCAGGUGAACUCAGACGGCCGUAGCACUUUCCAACAGCCAGUCACCUCGAAGCAGAGCACAGCCGUCAACCAACUCACGCCUUGGUACUUCAACUACCUGGGUGGCGAUUGGUUCGAUGCUACUAGAUGUACGUCUGGUGGAGGGUACUCCUGGCAAGCCAUGCACGAGUCCUACAACAACGGCCUGUCCAACCAGUGGGUCGCGGGCAACUCUCCCUACUCCCUGGGGUACUUCAAGCGACAGGACAUCCCCACUCACUUUGACGUGGCUGAUGGAUGGACCGUGGCCGAUAUGUAUCAGGAGGCUAUUCUGGCGGCUACUGAUCCCAACCGUAUCAUCUGGAUGACGGGCACGGUGAACAACCCAGGCACGCCGAGCAACCCCGACGGCCAGGGCGAUAUGAUGCUUGACAACUCGGCCACGCCGGGUUGUGAGGCGCCGCAUCUUAACUGCUUCCCAAUGCAGUGGAAGAGUUAUGCCGAGUACUUGCAGGAGGCUGGGGUUUCGUGGCAAGUCUACCAGGAUCCCGACAACUUCGAGGACAACAUGCUUGCCUACUUCCAGCAGUACCAAGACGCUAGCAACGACACGAACAACCCAUUGACCAAAUACGGCAACUCUUACAUCGGCCUCGACAAGUUCUACGAGGACGCCAAGUCCGGCAACUUGCCUCUGGUCAGCUGGAUCAUCGGCCCAGGUGAACUCACAGAGCAUCAGCCUUACCUGCCAUCUGAUGGUGCUUGGUUGUACAACCAAAUCAUCGACGCCAUCACUUCGGGUGCCAGCGCCAAGGACACCGCUCUCUUCAUCUCCUACGAUGAGGUCGGUGGAUACAUGGACCACGUCGUCCCUUUCCAUGCUCCAUCUGGCACCGCAGGAGAGUGGAUGGAUGACCCGUACAACAUCUCAGGCUACACUCCAGUCGGCCCAGGCUACCGCGUGCCGUUCAUGAUCGUCUCGCCUUGGACCCGUGGUGGCAAUGUCUUCACCGAACCCGCCGACCACAACUCCCAAAUCAUGUUCGUCGAAGAAUGGCUCGAAGCCCAAGGCUACACCAACGUCCGCAGCAACGAAGUGCCCCCCUGGCGCCGCGCACACAUGUCCAACCUCCUUAACGCCUUCGACUUCGACCACCCAGACUACUCGAUCCCCACCGUCGCCUCCGCCCCAGCACCGCUCACAACCCCCGGCCCGGAACCCUCCGACGGCCCCAUCGGCGCCCUCUCAGGAAACUACGUGGGCGCCGCCAAAUGCGCCGCAGACCACCCCACAGCUCACCCUCCCGUUCCAUAUAACCAGGCAAACGCCAACCAAAACAUGACGCUCGCCACCGAAGAGGGCUUCAAACCCGUCCGCGGAGCCCUAACCGAGGGCCGCUACCUCACCUUCGAAUUCGCCGGCUUCGGCCUCGCCAACAACCACGGCCGGAUAGGCUUCUCGCGGGCGUCGUCCACGCACAACGAUAUCCGUCAGCGGUGGGUGCUGCACCAGCAGGGCGAUGCGGAUAGCAAUGUCUUUACCAUUAGCAGUGCGCUGGAUGGGAGCUAUAUCUCGAACAAACUGGCUCUGAGCUCGAAUAAGGGUAGUGCGCAGCAGUUUACGAUUACGUAUUUGGGCAAUGGGAAUGGGUACACGGCGCAGUUUGGCGGGCAGAGUUUGACGAUGGGGGCGAAUCAGCAGUUGUCGGCGUCGAGGAGGCGGCCGAGUAGGGGUUUUGAUGUCUACAGUGUUACUUAUCAUUCUUAG